CAGCCACCGACCAGCCUCAAAACUAGCUGACGUGUGGACCAAAACAGACUGGCUAAGUUCAGUUUAGCUGCAAACAAGUUAUAAUGUGUGACUCGUCUUAUUAUUGUUAUUAUUAGAUACAAUUGUUAGAGCAAAAACUAUAUAUCCUACGAUGGAUAUGUUUAAUAAAUUGACGUCUCUUUUCCAACAGGCCCUGGAAACUAGAGAGCCUUCGGUGAAUCUGCUCGACUCUUUCGUCGAGCAUUGGAAAGGAAUAACCAACUACUACAUCGAGACUACAGACGAGACGCAGCCCGUGAAGCAGACAGACAUCCCAUGGAGACUAAAGCAGAUGCUGGAUAUUCUGGUGUUCGAGGAGAAACAGCAGGAGGUGGAGGAGACAGGACCUUGUAUGGAGUACCUGCUCCAGCACAAACUCCUGGAGACACUGUGCACACUGGGAAAGGCACAGUAUCCUCCUGGAAUGAGCCAGCAGGUUCUGCUGUUCUUCUCUAAACUUUUGGAGCGGAUCCAGAAGCCCAUGCUGCAUGUGAUUAACGUGUAUCGACCUGUACAGAAGCUGAUUCGUCUCUGCGGACUCCCUGAUUCGCAAACGGAGAGGGAGGAAUCACAGUUUCUCUUUUCCGUCUCUUCUCGUGUGAAGAAAGAUCCAUACGUCCUGAACUACAUCCUAGAGACAACUAAAGAAGGCCAGGCUCAGAGAUGUAUCUCUGUGUCAGAAGAAGGUGCAGAAGGAGCCAGUGGAGAAUGCAGAACAGAGAAUGCAGCUUCUACGGGCACACAGAGCUCGAGCGAGCCAGACACGGGUUUUAUCCAGGUCCUCAUUCAUCUAGGGAAAAGCCAGAAAAGCCGCGUUGCCUUUCGGGCGAUGGAGAGCGUUCUGCUCCUCACCAGCAUUUCUCAGGCCGACACGGCCAAGCUUCUAGCAGAGCAAACGCCGCUGUGUGACCUUCUUUCACAGAGAGUGUGCGAGCUUCGCGCCAUCCCAACCAAAGUCCAUCUCGAGGACAUACACAGCUACACCAUCAAACAGUGGAGGAACCAGUUUUCCCCAAUCGGCACGGAGCAAAGCCAGUCGUUUCCGGAGCAGGAGCACAUGGACAGGUUCUUCUACUGGCUCAACUACUGUGACCAGCUCAUUCAGAACGCACCAGAGGCGCUCGCUAUCAAACUCGCCGGAGCUUUUCACCAGCACUGGCUUACUGGAAUUGUUCAGCCUCAGCUGCUGCAGAUGUCAGAGGUUGGCGUUUUGGUCCACACAGCUCUUCUGUCACUCUGCGUCCAACACACACAGUCUCCCGUCCUGCUACACGAGUUAGCGCACUUCCUGCUGGGCGACGAAACGCAGCGGGAGCAGCCGACUGACACGCCCCCUCUCACCCACACACUACGCUAUCAUCUCAUCAAACACUGCGACCACAUCUCCGACGAGAUCAGCAUCGCUACAUUGCGGCUCUUCGAGGAACUACUGAAGAAACCCGACAAACACAUCCUGACCAACCUGGUGCUGCGAAACCUCGAGAGUCGCUCCUAUAGGUUGCCGGGUUCAGGGGGCAGUGACGAGAGACCAGCGGCCGAUUCAGAAUUCCUGGUAGAGUCCGAAGAGCUGGAGGAAGAUCCGUUCUUUACAGACAGUGAGUUCAGUGGCUCGGAGCAAUUGCUGUCCUUGUCUAGGGAAGAAAGGAAAUCUGGCGCACACACACAAAUAGCCGAAGCUGUUAACAGUUUCCUCUGUUUAGUUCCGCAAGAGGCAAAAACGUCUCAGCAUGUACAGGGAGCAGGAUAUGACACGUAUGUCCACGAUGCUCUAACGUCGUUUAAAGAGUGUUCCACUGUGUCUAUAGACUGGGGUUGGCCAGAAACCUUGAAACCCAGCGAAGCCCAGUCCAACAGUGCAGACUUCUAUGAAGGGCAUUUCCUCAAAGUUCUGUUGGACAGGAUCACAUGCAUAUUGGAGCAGCCAUAUGAGCUUAACCUACAGGUGACAUCGGUGUUGUCUCGGUUGGCUGCUUUUCCUCACCCUCAUCUUCACGAGUACCUGCUGGACCCCUACAUCACCCUGAGCCCUGGCGCUCGCUCGCUAUUCUCCACCCUCGUCCGAGUAAUCGGCGAGCUGAUGCAGAGGAUCGAGCACAUCCCAGACUUCACCCAGAGACUCGUCACUGUCAGGAAACAGCUCAUGGGACUUGAGGAGGAGACUGUGGUGGAACAUGGAACCCUGCUAAAGGGCGUGAUCGUACUGGAGGAGUUCUGUAAGGAGCUGGCAGCCAUAGCCUUCGUCAAACUACCCGUGGGAGAUCAGGAACAUCUCUCAGCUCCUUAAACCAGCACAGAACUGAAACUUCAGGUGUUUCAGAGUUCACAACGUUUGUACAAAGGAAGGCAGGACUGUCAUCGCAAAGUACUAUAAACCGGCAUGUGUCACUUUUUCACGCACACGGAUUCCAUAUGGGUCGGUACCACUGCCUCGUUUUCUGGUUUUCUGGAGCUGACUGCUUUUUUUCCUCUUUUGAAGACCAUAAGACAUGUGGUGCAUUGUUUUGUUUUUUGUUUUUUUUUUAAAGUCCAAAGUCGACUGGAUAAAUGACGAUCAUUAACGACUUUCAACGUCUAAAUUAGAAAAAAUAUCAAAAGCGAUAAAGGUGUGUGUUCUUCCAGCAGUAAUGACAUUUAACACUAAAACUAGUGUCCAAUGAUACUAGAUAUUUUUACUUUUAUCCAAAUAUUAUAAUGAUACAGCGGCCUUGUUUAGUAUUUAUUCUGUGUAUUUUUAUACACGGAAAUCGUGAUAAAACUAUUGUUUUUAGUAAGAUAUAUUUUUACAUUUUCCGAAAUUUAAGUUUUUUUUUCCCCCUAAUUUGAGAAAAAUGCAUUAAUGCACAUUUAGUUUUUUAUAGAAUCCUAAGCGGUUUCGUCAAGAUAAUCUUUGGAUAAUCUUUCGCUGUUGAACCAAACAUCCACGAGGUGUAGUCACACUUCAACCAACUCCUUUUAUCAAACCUAAAAUCCAUCUCGAACCCACUGAACAACACGAAACAACACAAAAAAUCCUGAUUCGUAUUCACCUCCUGGAGUUUUGUUUCAGGUCUAACUCCUCCCUUUGGAUUUCUCCAAUUUAAUCUGAUCAGGUAGGAGGAGCUGAAUGAGUUCUAACUCCACCCCCACCUCGUGCAGAUUAGAGGAGCCGGAUUAGGUCUAAUUCCACCUUCUGGACUUGUGCCUUAAAACUGCUUAUGUAGGAGGAGCUCCAACUCCACCAUCUGGACAGGUGGGAGGAGCUGGAUCAGGCCUAACUCCACCUGCUGGACUUUUUGGUCUGAGUUUGCUUGGGUAUGAGGAGCUGGAUCUGGUGUAACUCCACCUCCUAGACUUUUGAUUAUGCACCAAGCGUUACUUGGUGUAGGUACCUAAAAUAGAGCAAUAGUCCCGUGUGGCUGCUUAUAAAUGCUGCCAUAUUCUUUAUUCCCAUAUCUUUUAUCAUAAAGAGUAUAAAAUGUGCACGGGUAGCGACGGUACUGAAUGUGUUCAUGCUCAGAUUUUGCACAGUGAAUAUUUUAUCAUAUUGUAACUGAUAAUUGUUGCACGACCAGUUACUUAUCGUGCUGCAUAUGAGGUGAGGAGACAUAAUAAGAUAAUAUAAGAUACACGAUAUAUAAACAAAAGUUUGUGGACACCCGACUAUAAGAUAAUCAGCCCAUUCCACAUGUAGUCUCCGUUUUGCCGUUAUGGUAACCGUCACUCUUCUGGGAAGACGUUCCACUAGAGUUUUGUGGUGAAAAUGUAGGGAAGAAGCACAUAUGGCUGGAAACGUCAGGUGUCCUAAUACUUUUGCAAGUAUAGUGUAUAGUUUUGUCUAUGCAGUGAUCACACCGCAGAUCGUACAAAGGUCUCAAGACCAAACAGCGAACCUUUCUUUCUCCGUUCGUCUCAUUUAAUCUGCAUUUUCGUUUUAAACGAUCAUAUCUCAGUGACGUGUUCAGGAGCCUCGAGACAUUUUCUGCUCAUUAGUCUUACUAUUUAUAUUCUAAUAAUAUUAUUAUGGGCUUUUAUGAAACAAGUAUAGAAAAAAAACACUUUAUUAAGUGCGCUAUACGUUGCGUAUGGACAAUUUAUUAUUUGUUUUAUUUGCUGAACCAAAUAACAUGUCUACUGAUUUUUCUGUUCAUGUUUUGUGUCUAAUGAGUAAAGUUCCAGUCCUCGGUACUGUGAUGUUA
Messenger RNA from Silurus meridionalis, 4214 nucleotides. It is a transcript of the gene fhip2b, whose product is annotated as FHF complex subunit HOOK interacting protein 2B. The record is from RefSeq and is a predicted model, not a curated record. Lineage: Eukaryota; Metazoa; Chordata; Actinopteri; Siluriformes; Siluridae.